CCUCCGGCGCUCUGCCGAGACGAGUGCGCGCCGCUCCUCUGCGGUACUUCUAACUUCACCGGCAUUUGCGUCUUCUGCCCCAUGGAGCUAAUACUCUUCGUGGGAGCGGCCGCGGUUGUGGGCCUGGCCGCACUGGCGCUGUACCGGAGGUGGACUUUCUGCAGGGCCGUCGACAAGAUUCCCGGGCCUCUGGCGUUCCCGCUGAUAGGGACUACGUACAUAGCGUUCCUCGUCGAAAGGCAAGACAGACUUCGUGUCUUCGACAAGGUGACGAAACAAUACUGGCCGAUAUUCCGCGGCUGGAUGGGUCCGAGUGCCUCAAUAAACGUCAGUAAACCAGAGCAUAUCGAGAAAAUCCUGGCGAGCAGCGAGCUUAUCAGCAAGGCGGCCAAUUACCGCUUCCUGUUCCCCUGGCUCGGAGAAGGCCUGCUGACAAGUGCUGGUCAGAAGUGGUUCUUACACCGAAAGAUGAUUACGCCAGCUUUUCACUUCAAGAUCCUAGAUAAUUUCGUGGACAUAUUUGGAGAGAAUUCACAAAUACUGGUCGAGAAGUUGAAGAGCAAAUCGGACGGGCAUGCCUUUGACAUCUAUCCAUACAUUACGCGUUGUGCCCUGGAUAUCAUUUGUGAGACGGCCAUGGGAACAUCUGUCAAUGCCCAGAAUGAAACCGGAUCAGAAUAUGUGUCAGCAGUGUACAACAUAAGCGCUCUCACCAUAAAAAGGAUAGUGCGACCAUGGAUUCACAGCGACUUCAUCUUUCGGAGAACUAGUACCGGGAGAGAAUACUACAAACACUUGGACGUUAUACACAGCUUCACGAAGAAGGUCAUUAGACAAAGGCAAUUAUCGCGGAAGUUGAAGGAGGGUGUGACCAAAGACGCACUCGUGGACGACAUUGGUCGAAAACGACGUUUGGCAUUCUUGGACCUCCUACUAGACGCUUCCGAGAAUGGACAGAAACUUUGUGACCAAGAAAUACAGGAAGAGGUCGAUACAUUCAUGUUUGAGGGCCAUGACACGACUUCAGUUGCCAUGUGUUGGGCUCUUCUUCUUCUGGGACACCAUCAGAACGUCCAGGACAAAGUUUACUCAGAACUUCACGAUAUAUUCGGACAUGACAAAGAUCGCCUUCCAACGUUGCAAGAUCUUAACAGUAUGAAAUACCUCGAGAUGGUCAUCAAGGAGACGCUACGCCUAUAUCCCAGUGUGCCGUUUAUCGGGAGGAAGGUCACCAAAAAUAUCGAAAUAGGCGGCUACGCUGUACCGGAGGGCGCCAUGCUGAACCUGCACAUCUACCACGCACACCGCGACCCCGACCACUGGCCGGACCCGGACAGCUUCGACCCGGACAACUUCCUGCCGGAGAGGGUGCAGGGCAGACACCCUUACGCCUACGUACCCUUCAGUGCCGGGCCUCGCAACUGUAUAGGGCAGCGGUUCGCCAUCCUUGAAGAGAAGACAGUGCUGUCGCAAAUCCUGCGCAACUACCACGUGCAAACCUUGGAUACCCCAGAGCACACCAAGGUCGCCAUAGAGCUCAUCCUGAAGCCUGUUGAAGGGAUAGUGGUACGCCUGACGCCGAGGUAGCAACGAGAGAAGCUGCUCGUAAUUACCUCCUUCUCGAGGCACACUUUUCAAAAGCCUUGAAUAAACAUUCUUAGUUCCUAUGACUUUGUAACACAGGCGUUACCACCACCUUAGCAGACACCGUGGUACUGCAUCGUGUAGUGCAUCCCUACGUAAGCUGCAGAGGGCGUCUAUGCUCAACCGCUGGUCCUCCAGUCUUCGCUUCACAUAUUAUGGAACUUUACUGAACUGUUCAGACCAUCAUGUUUCACACAACAUUUUUCUGAUGUCAGUAAGAAGUUUCUGUAGACGGCAGAAUGUUUCAUGGGCAGUUGCCGAACUGUAAUAUACGUUGUGUCUGCACCCCACCGACAGAACUUCGUAGGCUAUCGAGGACUUGUUACAUAGUAACAAUUUCAUUAUAAUUCAUCUUGUUUAUCAUUCCAGUUACCUUUAUUGCUACACAUAUAUUUUCAUGGCCGUAAAAAAUCCUGUAAUAUGGAAUGAACAAGAUAUACAGGGCGAGACACGUAAGACAUAACACCCCUUUUAUUGCGUGAACAGUUCCAGAUAUCGAAACGAUGUUUCCUGCAAAUGGUAGUACGCUAGCGGGCAGCCACUUCGGUAUGUGAUGAAAAGUCUUAACUUUUGUAUCGAUCGAAAUACUGAAGCAAGUAUAUUUUCUUUAAUGGAAUCAUAUGCUUUUCAUAACAACAUUCAGUAGCUCUUGCAAAGACUAUUACAGUGAUAUAGCGCUUGUUCGUGUUGACGUUGUAACCUUUCGGAGAAGAAUCCUAGAAAUGUACAAAAACUGGAAAGCAAAUGCCGCCAGAGUCCGCCAAGCAGAACGCUCACGCCUGGUUUCGUCGUUACAUAUGGCGAGACAGGCCUACGCUACUAAGAUAAAAUCUCAUACUUAAAGGGUCAUCUACGAUUUAUGUGUGUGGAUCUACGGCAUGUGCUACUUUCUGGAGCUUCAGAUGGAUCUUAGGAAAACUAUUCACAACGUGUGUACGUUUCCAGCUUUUUGUGGAAACAACUACAAUUGCGUCAGGCUGGUGUGCAUUUAAGCCCUCGCGGUUGCUGCUUGCUUGUUGAAGCCGAAACAGAAACUUCGGUCGUUCAAACUUAUAAACAACCCUAAUCACAGGAAAAAGAAUCUAUUGUAUAAACUUAUAUUUGAAAAUAACAAAAUAAUGCCUGACCUGUCUUUGCCUGGAGGUGUCUCAAUGCUUAUUAAAGGUAAAACACCGACUACCGGACACAUGUGUCUGUAGAUACUAUGCGAAAUACAGUUUAAAUGAAGUAAAUAUUUUAUCCAGACUGACUGACGACAUGUCUCUGCAAACCAAAUACUUUUCUCUAAAAAAAACCGUAGUUUUACACUUUGCUUAAGCACGUGCUCCAGUUGUUUACAACUGACUAAAAGGCACAUUUGCAACUACCGUGCUAAAGAGAGAUGAACAGAUGAAAGAACAUUGGAUGAUAUGCCGCUGCACGUUGUGGAGAUUUAAGUGCGCAUAUCGUCUGGCGGGGUUGGGUCUUCGUGACAGACUGCAUUCUUCAGUGCUCUCCAUAGAAAUAAAUCAAGCGGAGUCAAGUCAGGUGACCUUGCCGGCCACUGUACUGUAGCAUUCCGUCCUAUGCAACGAGUAGGAAACUUUUAAUUCAGUGUUUGCGAUGAACACUCGAAGAGCGAGCUAGGCAGCCGUUGUGUUGGUAUCACACACACUCGCAUAUCCAGUGCUACGUCUUCUAGAAGAAAGGGUAGAAAGCAAGGAAGUGUGAGUAAGUGAUGCCAUUUAACACUUCUAGGAUGAAUUAUGUUCCCGCAAUGGAAUUUCCUAGGAUGCCGCGCCCUACGUUUACUCUCCACGGCCAUUUAUGUACAUCAUCAGGCCAGCGUGGAUUUUCCGACGCCGAGUAGUUCUUGUUACUUAAAUUUACCGUACCGUUGUUCGUAAAAGUUGCCUUGUCGAUAAAGAGCACACAUUAGAAAAACGUAGAGUCGCCUCCUAGGUGCUGCAGAGCAAACUGACUAAAUUGUACCAGAGGUUGAAAAUACCGCUACAGUUGUAAAGCUCUUUUAUUGUUACACGACCGGUUUCGGGCUCUUAUACGGCCAUCUUCAGGCAUCGUAACUUGGUGCUGUGACCCCCGAGCACCAAGUUACGACACCUGAAGAUGGGCGUAUAAGAGCCCGAAACCGGUCGUGUGAUAAUAAAAGAGCUUCACAGCUGUAGCGGUAUUGUGAACCUCUGACAGUAUAAUGCUCAGUUGCGGAUGUUCCUCCAACAGGAUUGUUGGUCUGACUAAAAUCUAAACAACGUUCGAAGUCACUACCUCAGAGUGCCUGAUGUAGUAACAGAUGAUAACGGUGAAUUCGUGUCGAUGCAGGAUAGGAAUGAGACCCUUGUCUGGCUAAUCCCACAUUCCUUGGCAAUACGUCUCCUGCCACCAUGCGUACUGACAAGCGUCGUAGCCAGAGCAGCUUCAUGUGCUAUGUCAGUUGCAGUCUUCGUCCUCGCCUUCUGACAUGAAAGCUGCCUAUUGGCAAUAGUGACCUAAUAAUAGGUGCAAGUACCUGGCACGACGGACAGCGACAAAUAGGGCACACAUCCGCAUACCACCGGACAGUUUCGACACGAUUUCUUUGGUACUCGCCUUACGAAAGAAUGCCUAUCGUCUCAUCAUUGGUGCACGUGUCUGCAUGCAAGGAAUGUUGAAGCAGAAAUGACCUGCCGAUAUACGAGACGGUUCCUGGUAGUUCUGCAGUGCAGACAAUAAGCAGUCGAAAUGGUUUCUACAGCGAUGUAGCGAGGCAUGAGCGUUUCUACAAUUGAAGCCCACGAGAAGGGUAGGCCGCGGCGCGCACCUCGCAGCGCGGGACACUGCAGGUCUUACGAGAGCCAAUAGCCGUCUCCAACUUCGAGCGAGUGACUGUUUUAGGCGACUUUAAUAAUUCUUGACUGCGCGUUUAAAUUCACACGAGCUCUCGAUAGCACACGACAAAAUUAAGACCUUUACUGGGUACUUACUCAAUAACAUAUUGAUUCCUUUGGCUCUUGCGCUGAACCAGGCGUUUCGGAUGUGUGGUGGGCAAGCCGACAAGUGUGACGUCACAAGUUCGUUGCGAGGCCCGUAUAUCUCGCUGGCCCCGUUUAAAACGCAACAGCCGAUUCCGGCGGACUUGCCUUUCAAAUGGUUCAAAUGGCCCUAAGCACUAUGGGACUUAACAUCUGAGGCCAUCAGUCACCUAGACUUAGAACUACUUAAACCUGACUUAACCUAAGGACAUCACACACAUCCAUGCCCGAGACAGGAUUCGAACCUGCGACCGUAGCAGCAGCGUGGUUCCGGACUGAAGCGCCUAGAACCGCUCGGGCACAGUGGCCGGCCGUACUUGCCUUUCAGUUUAAAAAUAUUUCGUAGAUUCUUUUGUGAAGAGUUAGAUCUCUUCAAGCGCUUUCGAAUGCCACUAAAAAAAGUAAACAUUCUAUUUAAAAAACUCGUACAUACUUCAGUAUCUUGAUCGCUACAAGAGUUAAGAAUCUUUAUCGCAUACCAAAGGACGUGCCCUUUGCGUGUUAUCGUCUGCCGAAAAGCUCGUUUCGAUAUCUGAAACCGUUCACGAAACAAAAGGAGUAUCACAUUUUACGUGCUGUUCCUACUGGAACAGCUGAGCAUCGCGACAUUUUGCGCCUCUUCCAUAUGCGACGUUUUAUUGGCCUACUCAUCAUCGGUAAACCUGUCUGUGCUGCAGUGUAAUACUGUUAAGGUACAACUAUCACUGUCGGAAAAGCAAAGCCGAGCAUCACUGGGUACAAACUUGGGUGGAGAAAAGUAAAGUGAACUUUAAUGUUGUUAGGAAAAUGUACCGUGCGUGAGUGGACCAAGUUGCUUUCUAAGCAAGAUGCACAGUGCAUAGAAUCGACAUCUACAAUCUGCUUCUUGUUCCUUACCUUUGUUCGUUUCCCUACGGGGUCUGCAUUGUUAUAUGGUGUUAAGGGGAGGGGGGAACAUUCAUAAAAAAUACAAACUAUUUAAAAGAUGUACCAAACCCACAAUUUUGAGGACACGACUAUGAAAUUUUCUACCAUGCUUAACAUGAAAUUAACACAUUUAUUGUUAAGUUCUUUGGAUUCUAUAUAUUAAACUUUUUAUGGAA
Schistocerca piceifrons (Central American locust) is the source of this 5734-nucleotide messenger RNA. Its product is annotated as cytochrome P450 4C1-like. The transcript has 12 exons. Gene Ontology annotation, molecular function: heme binding; oxidoreductase activity, acting on paired donors, with incorporation or reduction of molecular oxygen; iron ion binding. NCBI's taxonomy places the organism in Eukaryota, Metazoa, Arthropoda, Insecta, Orthoptera, Acrididae. Bases 82 to 1587 code for a protein of 501 amino acids. The record is from RefSeq and is a predicted model, not a curated record.